GAAACUCUAUUUUAAUUGACAUGCAAGCAUGUUUCUGCCAAAAUAGUUUAUAUAUAUUGGACCUUUGGCGUUUCAGGAUAGACCAUUGCGUUACGGUAGUUUAGUUAAACUAUUAGACAAACAAAAUAUAUAGUCAUUUAUCUUAGUGACUUAGUUGAUUAACAUAAGAAAUAUUUCCGCCAUUUUAUUAAAGCGGAAUAUGCUAACUAUUUCGUCUCGUUCCAUUCUACUUGGAGUUAUAUUUUGUUAUUGGUAUCACUCAGUUGCUGACGCUUUAAACUUGGAUACUCUACAACAGGCCUGUCGGGCAGAAGACGGGUUUUUUGACUGUGGCAACGGUGAAUGCAUCUCUCGACGUUUGGUAAAGGAUGCCGGUCGAAACUGUCGUAACAAUGCGGACGAGACAGGACAAAUUCAAUGCACCGACAACGAAGUUUAUUGUCGCUUCAUCAAACGUUGCGUGCCGAGACAUCUUAUCAAUACACAGAAUAGUUGUAUUAAAAGUGAACAACUAAUUCUACCAUGCCGAAAAGACGAAGGUACGCUGAGUUAACAAUGUAUCGGUAUUUG
Ciona intestinalis (vase tunicate) is the source of this 570-nucleotide messenger RNA. Lineage: Eukaryota; Metazoa; Chordata; Ascidiacea; Phlebobranchia; Cionidae. The record is from RefSeq and is a predicted model, not a curated record.